Messenger RNA from Scatophagus argus, 2257 nucleotides. RefSeq names its product cyclin-dependent kinase 4 (gene cdk4). The record is from RefSeq and is a predicted model, not a curated record. Gene Ontology annotation, cellular component: cyclin-dependent protein kinase holoenzyme complex; cytoplasm; nucleus. Gene Ontology annotation, molecular function: cyclin binding; cyclin-dependent protein serine/threonine kinase activity; ATP binding. Lineage: Eukaryota; Metazoa; Chordata; Actinopteri; Scatophagidae. Gene Ontology annotation, biological process: signal transduction; regulation of G2/M transition of mitotic cell cycle; protein phosphorylation. The transcript has 8 exons. Bases 304 to 1224 code for a protein of 306 amino acids.
CCCCUUUAAAAAAAAAAGAAGAGUGCAGGCUGGAAGGAAAAAAAGCAGUGGAGGAGGCCGAAAUCAUAUCGCUUGAUUGGCUUGUCCACAUCACAGCCGCUACCGGGGGCUGUGAAACCCUCAGCUCGGGCCCGACCUGCCACUUGUGACCCGGUUCUGUCGGAGUUAUACGUGGCAGACUAAACGAGCAUGUCCUCCUCAUGAAGCUAAAGUGAGCCUUUUGCCUUUUCUUUUUUUUUUUUUUUUUUUUCUUUUAUUAACCUGCCGCACAGAAGAAACGGGCGAGUCUGUUUCAUACUGGCCAUGGCCCAGGGCACCAGUAUCCAGUAUGAGCCAGUGGCAGAGAUCGGAGGAGGCGCUUAUGGGACCGUUUAUAAGGCCCGAGACACGGAGAGCGGGCAGUUUGUGGCUCUGAAGAGUGUGCGUGUCCAGACGGACCAAAACGGCCUACCGGUAUCCACAGUCAGAGAGGUGGCACUGCUGAGGAGGCUGGAGCAGUUUGACCACCCUAAUGUUGUCAGGCUUAUGGAUGUGUGUGCCACCCAGAGGUCGGACCAGGAGACUAAAGUCACUCUGGUGUUUGAACAUGUGGACCAAGACCUCAGGACGUACCUAGAGAGGGCCCCAGCCCCAGGAUUAUCCCCCAGCCACAUUAAAGACCUGAUGAGGCAGCUGCUGUGUGGUCUUGCAUUCCUUCACUCUAACCGCGUGAUGCACCGAGACCUGAAACCGGAGAAUAUUCUGGUAACCAGCCAAGGUCAGGUGAAGCUGGCUGACUUUGGCCUGGCCAGGAUCUACAGCUGCCACAUGGCCCUCACUCCUGUGGUGGUGACCCUGUGGUACCGACCCCCCGAGGUUCUGCUGCAGUCCAGUUACGCCACACCUGUGGACAUCUGGAGCACCGGCUGCAUCUUCGCUGAGAUGUUCAGACGCAAGCCUUUGUUUUGCGGAGAAUCAGAAGUGGACCAACUUGGGAAAAUUCUUGAAGUUAUUGGCUUGCCACCAGAGGAGGAGUGGCCGACCGAUGUUACACUCUCAAGAACAAACUUCCCCCCUCUCUUACCUGGCCCAAUCACUGACUUUGUUCCAGAGAUAAAUGAGCAGGGGGCACAACUGUUGCUGAAAAUGCUGACCUUUGACCCCUUAAAACGAAUAUCUGCCCUGAAUGCCCUGGAUCAUCCAUAUUUCAAGGACGAGGAGACAUUGACUCAGACAAAAAGCUGAAAUGAUGCAGUGAAACAUGCAGAGAGAGGUAACAGCGUCUAAGUUUAGACCCUGACCUAACCAUAAAGGAUUUCAGUUUUAAUUCAGUGCAUUGCCUUUCAAGACAUCUGGGUUUUGCUUUGGGAUAUAUUUUGUUACUCCUGCAUCAAAAAAGGAUUAAAGUCUGAGAAAUGGAUUUAAAAAAAAAAGAAGAGGAGUGAACUUAAGGAUCACUGGCAUGCUUUCCAACAUGUAAAUGUCACAAUUAAUGAUGUUAACAUGUCAUGUCUUCAAGGACAGUACCAGUGUUUUUGAUGUUUGAUUUUUAUAUCAGUCUUAUCCGCAGGGACUGAUGAACAGAGACGUCUGACAUCUCUGAAAUGUUGCUGUGGUUAUUUUUGUAUAAUGUUUAGACAGAAGGAACUGGAGAUGUCGCCUUUUUGCGUUACAGGCUGAACAGAGUCUGACAGAAGGGACACCUCAGGGUUAGAACAGCCAGUCUUCAGUGAUUUUACUGUAUUUGUAUUAGUAUUUAUCCUAUAAAUGGAACAAAAACACCAUAAGCCUGUGACGGGCAUUAAGCUGUAUGAAAAUCAUGAGGAAACUGAAAAAAUAGUCUGAAGCAGUAAAAGAAAAAUGCACAAGAAAGACACACAUGACAAAAAUACUGGUAUUGCCCUUAAAUACUCUAAUGAAGUGAAAGAAAUUGUUUCUUCAGAGGACUGAAGGGUUCAUUUCAUGUUUAACAUUUUUUGCUAAAACCGCGUGAAAUCAACCAGCAUUGCAACUUCAAAUGGAAAUAAAACAAAAAUACAUUUUACUCACAUUCAGACUUAAUUUGUGUAUUGCCGUACAGAUGGCGGUCCAUAUGAAUACAUAUGAAUAAAUGUGAUCCUAUGAAAAAAGGACUGAAAUAUUGUGGAGAAAAACAAAACAAAACAAAGAACUGUAUUGAAUACUAACAGAAAUUAAAAAAAGACCAAGUAGCCUCAAUAUACUGCUUUUGUCUUCUAAUAUUGACCAAAUAAACUGUAAACCCAUGUGGCUCUCUAAA